Molecule: messenger RNA, 1646 nt
Organism: Klebsormidium nitens
Lineage: Eukaryota; Viridiplantae; Streptophyta; Klebsormidiophyceae; Klebsormidiales; Klebsormidiaceae
Source: the annotation of a GenBank genome assembly
CUGGGGUUCGGAGAAGCGCCAAAACCCUAGACACCUAGCUCGAAACUUGAAAGCCUUACAAAUUGCAACACAGCAGAAUUUUGCCCAGCUGCCCACAAAAAUCUGCAGAUCAUUGAAUUUGAGUUUGUACUUUGUCGUGGAAGGACCUGAAGGUUAGAAAAUGGUGGCACAAUCUCACCUUGCAAAACAGGUUGCACGGCACUUAGUAAGGUUUGAGGCGUAUUAGGCUUGAUUGGCGCCCGACUGCCUCAUUGCUUGCAAUUGACAUCAUCACUUUUUCAGAGGGGUUGCAGCGAAGCGCCUCAAGAUGGGGGUCAUUGAACGCAUCAAGGAGAUUGAGGCGGAGAUGGCUCGCACGCAGAAGAACAAGGCCACAGAGUACCAUCUGGGGCAGCUCAAAGCCAAGCUGGCCAAGCUGCGCACCACGCUGCUGGAGCCGGCCAAGGGUGCCAGCGGACAGGGGGAUGGGUUUGAGGUGACCAAGUAUGGGCAUGCCAGAGUGGCGCUUAUUGGCUUCCCCAGCGUGGGCAAGUCCACCUUGCUGACGCAGCUGACGGGCACCAAGAGCGAGGCUGCCGCGUACGAGUUCACCACGCUGACGUGCAUCCCGGGGAUCAUCCACUACAACGACGCCAAGAUCCAGCUGCUCGAUCUGCCUGGAAUCAUUGAGGGCGCCGCGCAGGGCAAGGGCCGCGGGCGCCAGGUCAUCGCCGUCGCCAAGUCCUCCGACCUCGUCCUCAUGGUGCUGGACGCAUCCAAGAACGACCGGCACAAAGAGAUUCUGACUGCAGAGCUGGAGGCCGUGGGGCUCCGCCUGAACCAACGACCGCCGCAGAUCUACUUCAAGCGGAAGAAGACGGGGGGCAUCUCGUUCAACAGCACGGCCCCGCUGACGCACAUCGACGAGAAGCUGUGCUACCAGAUCCUGCACGAGUACAAGAUCCACAACGCCGAGGUGCUGUUCCGCGAGGACGCCACGGUGGACCAGCUGAUCGACGUCAUCGAGGGCAACCGCAAAUACAUCAAGUGCCUGUACGUGUACAACAAGAUCGACGUCAUGGGCAUGGACGACGUGGACCGCCUCUCGCGCCUGCCCAACUCCGUCGUCAUCUCCUGCUCCAUGCAACUGAACCUGGACCGGCUGCUGGCGGCCAUGUGGGCCACCAUGGGCCUCGUGCGCGUCUUCACCAAGCCGCAGGGGCAGCACCCCGACUUCUCGGAGCCCAUCGUCAUGUCGCACGACCGCGGCGGUUGCUCGGUGGAGGACUUUUGCGGGCAGCUGCACCGCAGCCUGGCCAAGGACUUCAAGUACGGCCUCGUGUGGGGCACCAGCGCCAAGCACUUCCCGCAGCGCUGCGGCCUGCAGCACGAGCUCGAGGACGAGGACGUCGUGCAGAUCGUCAAACGGAAGGAUCAAACAGAAGAAGGGCGAGGACGGUUUAAAUCGCACGUGGAGGGACCUGUCCGAAUAUCGGACCGGGUCAAAAAGGCACCCCUCAAGCAGUAGCCUCAGUACCAACCGAAUCUCGGAAGCGCGAGCGAUCAUGCGUUUGGCUCCUCGCAACCUGUACAAUCAUGUUGUUGUCAACUUCAAACUUGACUAUUUUUCUCAACUUAUUGGCCAUGAGUCAUUGAGCAGUCGACCG